Molecule: messenger RNA, 1200 nt
Organism: Cornus florida
Lineage: Eukaryota; Viridiplantae; Streptophyta; Magnoliopsida; Cornales; Cornaceae
Product: CBS domain-containing protein CBSX5-like
Exons: 2
Coding region: 1-1200 (399 amino acids)
Source: RefSeq, a predicted model, not a curated record
AUGGCAGCUGUGAGCUUUCUGAGUCGCGAUGUGUCCGAGCUGUGCCUUGGAAAGCCGGCGCUGAGGUCGCUACCGAUCUCGGCCACCGUCGCCGAAGCUUUAUCGGCCCUAAAGAGGUCAGGCGAGAGAUGUAUUAGCAUAUGGAGCUCUGAACGCUUGCCGAGGACCAGGAGUAGUGCUGAUUUCGAUGGCGAGUAUCGAUGUGUUGGCAAGGUAUGCAUGGUGGAUGUCAUUUGCUUUCUUUGCAGAUCAGAGAAUCUCUUGCAUCCUUCCAUUGCGCUUCAAUCGCCAGUCUCUGUUCUUCUGCCUAAAGUCCAUGGACUGGUUAGGCAUUUAGAGCCACAAUCUAGCUUGUUGGAGGCAAUAGAUCACAUCAUUGAAGGUGCCCAGAACCUUGUUGUCCCAGCACAAAACCAUACAAGCAUCAUUUCAGGAGGAAAAAAGCUCCUUGACAAACCACCCUCAUUUGGCUACACACUCCACCAAGGGCGCGAAUUCUGCUGGCUAACACAAGAAGAUGUCAUCCGCUUCUUCGUCAACUCCAUCACCACCUUCUCUCCCAUCCCCACCUUCGCCAUCGGAUCACUCAACAUGAUUGACACCAACAUCAUGACCGUCCAUUACCACGACCCGGCCUCCUCUGCAUUGCCCUUCAUUUCUCACGCCCUCACUCAACAAACAUCCAUUGCGGUCAUUGACGACGAUAGCAAAUUGAUAGGCGAGAUUUCGCCUCUCACACUUUCAUGCUGUGAUGAGACUGCAUCUGCCGCAAUUGCAACUCUGUCAGCUGGUGAAUUGAUGGCGUACAUUGACUGCGGUGAUCCGCCGGAGGACUUGGUUCAGUUGGUGAAGGCGAGGUUGGGACACAAAAACCUGAGGAGGAUGCUGGAAUUUAUGGAAGAAAUUUCUCUGGCUGCUUCAUCAUCAUCUCCUGUUUGUUCUUCGGAUGAUGAAUUCGGGCCUGGGAGUAAUAGGUAUAAUUCAAUGAGGGGGUCGGGGGCUAUCGUGUGCCAUUCAUGGAGUUCUUUAAUGGCUGUGAUGAUUCAGGCAAUCACACAUCGUGUCAACUACGUUUGGGUUGUCGAAGAGGACCAUACUUUGGUCGGAACUGUGACAUUUGCUGGAAUAUUGAAAGUUUUUCGACGCAUAGCUGGUGUUUGGGCAACACAUGAACUUAUAAGUGACAGCGAAACAGGUUAG